AUGACUUCUCUCCAGGAGAUUCAGACCAAGGUGGAUGAGGGACCCAAGAUGUUUCUUUACAUCGAGAGAGAGUGGCAUCGAAGUCUGAGCCAGACGGGGAUGAUUCCGGAAGGUCUUACCCGAUGUACUGAACUUCAGUGUACCCCAGACGAGAUUUAUCGGCUUGCUCAGUUAGAGGAGGCUUUUCGAUCCUGA
This is a messenger RNA of Fusarium venenatum, 195 nucleotides long. The record is from RefSeq and is a predicted model, not a curated record. NCBI's taxonomy places the organism in Eukaryota, Fungi, Ascomycota, Sordariomycetes, Hypocreales, Nectriaceae.